Athalia rosae (coleseed sawfly) is the source of this 1574-nucleotide messenger RNA. Its product is annotated as glycine-rich protein DOT1-like. The record is from RefSeq and is a predicted model, not a curated record. Bases 234 to 1574 code for a protein of 446 amino acids. NCBI's taxonomy places the organism in Eukaryota, Metazoa, Arthropoda, Insecta, Hymenoptera, Athaliidae. The transcript has 2 exons.
AAGAGACGGAUCUGCAGCGUCAGAUUGAGAACGGAUAUACGUCUGAAUUAUACCUAUAGAAUUUGUUCUCUAAUUGGCUUGCACUCCACAUAUCGUCGAAUGUGAUGCAACCGUGGACCGGCAGUUGCCAAAGAUUCUUCAUAUAAAAGGAGCUGAGAAUUUAUUCCCAACAUCAAAACAACCGGCUCCGUUUAGCGAACAGCAACCACAUAAAUACAUCGCCGUACCCAAAAAUGAAGUUUGCCGGCGCGGUUUCCGUGAUGUGCCUCGUGGGGUUUUCCGUCGGUGCGGAAAACUCGGCUUCGCUGGCGGACGAUUCCGAUGAAAGAUUGUUCGUCGCCGGUUCGGGUUCCGAAGAUAUGGAGGCGUCGGCGACGGGCUACAUUUUUCGAAGAAACGGUAACAACGGUCAAGGGCAGCUUUUCAACUCAGGAGGCCUGAGUUCCGGUAUAUCCGGCGGGUACGGCUACGGUUCACCCCUUCAAAGCAUCGGAUCGUUCGGAGGUGGAGAAUUCGGCGGCUCCGGGGGACUGGGUCAAUUCGGCGGAGGGUCGGGUUUUAAUUUCCCCACCAAGUACGGGGGGAUCGGAAACAUAGGCGCAGGUGGGAUCGGAUCCAACGAGUACAACGUGGAAAAUUACGGUGGAAACAUCGGGGGCUUCAACGACGUCGGUUUGGGGCUUGGCGGACUCGGCUACGGUAGUUCCGGUAACUUGGGUCUCGGCGGCAUCUCGCAAGGUUCUCAACUCGGCUACGGAAUUUCAAAAAAUGGCAUAGGCCUGGCCGGGGGUUUCGGGAACGGGAGAAUCCAGUCGGGGGGGUUUCAGGGUGGCCUGGGUUACGGAGGGGUUGGUCUAGGUCAUGGACAGUACAUUCCAGCGACGGGGUCUCUUGGGGGCGCGGGACUAGGAGGCAUUGGUGGAGUGGCUAGCGAGGCGUCUUUCAACAAAGGAGUCGGCUCUGAUUUUCAUUCGGGUCAAGAAGCCGCAGGUGGUGAGAAGGGAUCCAAGGGGUACAAGGUCGCCGAAGGUUUCGACAAGGGCGAGAACGGCAAGAUAGACGAACAACAACAAUCCGGGGGGUUCAGUAGCGCGGGUGGCGAAAAAAAGGGCGAAUCGGAAGAGGAGAAAAAGUACGCCGAAUCCGCCGUAGCGGCGAAGGGCGAGAACGGUGAGACUUUCAGCAAAAGCGGUGGGCACAAAAAAGGGCACAAAACCUCGGGAUUCCACAACGUCUACCAUAAAGACGAAUUCAAAAAGGAUACCUCGUUCUACGAUUCCGACCACGCCAGUGGACACCAGGAAUCCUACGGUUCGGAAGACGCUCAUCACAACGCGGCUGAAGGUGCGUACGAAAAAGCCGAAAAAUCAGACGCCGCUCACCAUGAGGAUAACCAGGCUAAAAAGGGAUCCUUCACAAACGGACAUCAGUAUGGUUCCGCUCAAGGUCACGAUCGAGAAGAAGGCGGGAAGGAACACUACGACAACGGAAUACAAUACGCCAAUCAGUUGGGACAUAAGGGAGGGAAGGAAUACGGUCAGUCGUCUGGCGAUUUCGUAAAGAAAAUUUAUUAA